GGUGGGGCUGCGAGCAUACACGCAGAGUGCCGAAGGGUGUAAUAUGGUCAAAUCUGGUCAUGUCUCGUUCUCGUAGUAUUUCCUCAUUUGUUGACACCCCUGUUGAUUAAUUGUUGCAGCUGUAGUGGAGUUUACAUGUUCUCCACAUGGUUUCCUCCCGCAGUCCAAAAACAUGCGCGUGAGAUGUGGAGGCUGGUUAAUUAGAUAUGUGGAUGGUUGGUUGCCUGUUUGUUCCCUGCGACUGACUGGCAACCAGUGCAGAGCGCACUCCCGCCUCUCAUCUGAAGGCAGCUGGGAUCGGCUUCGUCGCACCCGUGACUCUGAAGAACAGGUAAGCGGUAGAAAAUAAAUGAUUAUGGAGCUUGUGUUUGGCAGCGAAAAUACCAAAAAGAAAAAUAAUAAUAAAAUGGUUGCGUGAACACUGAGGGGCUUUACAUUGGGAGAGUUCUUAACAUGAAAAGCUUUUCAUGUGGAAAUAGUAGUGUAAGGAAUAAUUGUCUCGAUGUGUGCUACAUUUGGAACCAUGACACAUUUUAAUCAUGCAUGCAGUGCUCUCAAAUUCCUGAAAAAACAUGUUAGUAGGUUUUUAUUCAAUGGGUGGUCAAACAAAUAGGAUGUUGGGAUGACUAAGAGUGGAUCAGCAGGUGCUUUCCACUUCAGAUUCCAUCACCGGUGCGGCACACCUUAGAAUGAAGUUUCUGAUAAAACGUCUGAUCAAGUACGCCUGCACGCUAAUUUCAUUUGGAGUCUGUCCCAAAACCUCUGCCUUGCUUUCUUCUAAUGUAAAUGAGACGAAAGAGAGAAGAAAUAUCAAAUAGCUUAUACUGUAAAUGAAUUCAGGAAAAUAAGUAUUUGAUCUCAUAGCAAACCGUGUCUUGGUAGUACUGAUGGUUUUUCAGCAGCGUGUAGACAACAGAAGAAACUGGAAUAUGCUGUACUUGAGAGUAGUCAAUGUACAGCUUUUGUAGCAGUAUUGAUUUGCUCUCCACGGAAAAUGACACACACAGUUUUGUUGAAGUAGCUGGCAGCACUUCAGCCAAGAAUGGUGCUGGGGCUGCAUGAGUGCUGCUGUCAAAGGGGAGCCACGAUUCAUUGAUGGAGGCAUGGAUUCCAACACUUACUGUGACAUUUCUGAAGCGAUCUCCUUCCCUUUGGAAACCGGGACGCCAGGUUUUGAGCCCAAACAACAUCCAAGAUGUGUAGUGCUUUGCUGAGGGAGGUGAAGGCGUGGAUCCUCAAGCGGAAGGUGGAGGAGCACAGCGUGCAUCAACACCCACUAGAUCCAUCAUAGAAGAAGAUUCCAGUAACAACCUGUGCAGUUCUGCUGAAUUCCAUACCCAGGAGGUUUAAGGUUGUGUUGGAUAACUCACAGUAAAUACCGACACUUUGGACGUGGUCACUGUGAGGUGGACUCACUUGUGUUGCCAGCUAUUUAGAACAAUGGCUGUGUGGUGACUUCUUUCCAAGCUUUACACUCACUCCUCAAGGUUAACGUAUUUUGUUCUUUGAAAAGACACUUCUUUGAAAUGGAUGCUCAGGUUAUUUUUUGAGAAACUGUCAAAUCUGUCCAGAAAUAAUUAAAGCCGAGCUGCUUUCAUUUCUGUACCAAAACAGAAAGUAAAAGUGUGUUGGAGAAUCAGCCUCAUGGAGCCACUGCGGUUCACUAAAGGACAUGAGACAGCUCACGUUUAAUCGAGAAUAUAUAUUUUUUACGUGUGGAAUACAUAAGAAAAAAGAAAAAGAAUUGCGGUGCGAUACAGAACAGCGGCGAACCGAGGCUACCAGGUUCCAAGAUGCAGGAAAUGGAUCAGGAUCCCUUUUUCGGUGAUGACUAUGGAGAGUUGCCAGAUGAUUUGUCAGAGUUCAUGAACGACGACUACCUGGUGACAACAGUUGAUACAGGCAGCCUCUUUGGUGAUGAUCACCUGCUGAAUUUUGGCGAAGAGCUCAGCAACUUCAGUGACACUCCAAUGCCAACUGAGCUACCCAAGCCAGACAGCAACCAGGACGGAGGAAAAAUUAAACCAACCACAAGGAAUAAUCGUCAAAAAGGACCAGGAGCUUCACGAUCAAACGCAGCACGCCAGAAUUCCAGAACAAAAACUGAAGGCGCUGACACAGGAUCGGUGCAGAGUCGGGGAGAGCCAACACUUCUUUCUACACCUCCAACGAAUGUCUUUCCUCUCAAUACCUCGGUCGCAUGCAUCACAUUCCCAGACACUCCAGUUUAUCAUUUUCAGAGACUGAAGAUCCAUCCAGUACUCAGGCUUCCUCUUCCCUCUGCUGCUGCUCCUUCGUACAUUUUAGUACCUCCUUCACAACCGGCAUGUCAACUAAAGCAGCCACCCUUCCCCCAAGAGAUGGCUCCUAGUAACGAAUCAACCAAAGUUCAACAGUCUCCCUCCACGAUAAAUAUUCCACAGAGCGUAAAGGAGUACAUUGAGUCCGCCAAAGCCUACAUGAAUCAGACCUGUGAGGAGAUGGAGCCAGGGCUGAGUUUGACCUCUCAUUACGUGGACGCUCAACUGAUCCGGCGGGAGCGCUUUCACUCGCAGAAAAAGAAAAGGAAGAACAAAAACAGCAUGUGCAUAAACAAACAACUGGAGGCCAUGGGAGAUAUUGACCGACAAAAAAGAGUGCUCAAAUUGAGCGAGAUAUUUGAGAACGCCGAUGGAGAACCCAAACAAUACAUACUGCUGCUUGGCAACGCAGGCAUGGGCAAAACCACCCUGAUCAGAAAGCUAUGUCAAGACUGGUCAAGGGACCGCCUCCCGCAAUUUGACUUUCUAUUUUUGCUGAAUGGCAAAGCUGUCAGUUUAACAGAGGCUUCCUACAGUCUUCAGACUCUUCUACUCGACCUCUCCUCCUUUGUCCCUUCUGGCAUCAAUGCUCAGGAAGUCUACACUCGAAUUCUUGCAACCCCCAAACGUGUGCUCAUCAUUUUUGAUGGAUUUGAUGAACUUCGGGACUAUGACAUUCUAUUUCAAGGCCAAGAAAAGGACUACGCUGUGGUGGAGAAAGAAACUAAGGGCAAGUCCUGUACGGUUAGCCAGCUGUACUCUGUCAUCCUACAAAGGACCGUUCUCAAAGGAUGCACUCUUCUGCUCUCUGCCAGACCACGAGGCACAGCCUCCCAAAUAGUGCAGCGAUUGGACAGUCUUUUGGAGAUUAGCGGCUUUACUCUAACUUCUAUAGAGGACUAUUUCCUCAAGUACUUUUCUGCACCUAAUGUCAGAGAAUAUGCUAUCAAGUGCUUACACGAGUGCAGCUACCUCCGUCACCUUUGUUGGAAUCCAGGACUCUGUCGACUGGUGUGCUUGGUUUUGGAACACUCCAACGGUUCAGAGGACCUUCCGAAAACUUUAACUGAGCUCUGCCAUCAAGUGCUUUGUAUUAAAAUGCAAAGUGACAACUGGGGCUCAUGUACUCAGGCAAAAGAUCAAAGUCAAGUGCUGCUCCGAUCUUCAGAGGAAGACCUGAUGCAAGUCUCAAACAGAGCUCAGGUGAGAAAAGGAAAAAGAACAAUGAAGAGAAAAUGGUGUAAAAAACCUGCUAAGAGGAAAAUUCUUGUUGUUGGACCGGAGGAAAGAGAGUUGCUUUCUCAGUUAAGCUAUUUGGCCUGCAAAGGAGUCAAGGCCAGCUCUUCCAUCCUCCCGGAAGAAGUAAGCUUGCGUUCGCAACUCAAGACGUUUGGGCUCAAGUGGGGACUUUUCCUUGCGUACCAAGUGAGAGCAAGACCAGCCUACUCAAGUGGUGAAAGGGGAAGAGGAGUAGAAGCAGAGGAAGGAGAGGUGGAAAGAGAAGAUGCAAAACGAAGGAAAAAGCAUGUGUGUGGGCAGAGAGAGAAAAAUGAUUUGAAGAGUGACCACAUCUUGCUUUGGGCCAACCCCUUCCUACAGUGUUACCUAGCGGGAGUCCAUAUGUCCCUUUCAAGAAAUUUUGAAUACAAUCACUUCAUCCAGAACCUCCUCAUCCAGUCUCGUCCAAAGGGACGUCGUCGUCUCCAAAUAGAGGUGCAAGAACUAACUCAACGGUUCGUGGUCGGCAUCAUGUUCCUUCACAGAACCCAGCAUCGUAGGCUUCAUCUCGACAUAAAGCCCCAAAAGCGUGAUUUUGUGACCAACCAUCUAAAGAGGUUUUCCCUUGCUGCCCUGGCCCCAGGACAGGCCCUGGAGGCAUGCCACUAUCUUUUUGAGUCUGGUUUCGCACAUGGCAACAGGAGUAGUGACAGCGGAGAGGCACAGGUGGUCACUCAUAAACCUCCUAAGGUGCUCGCAUUUCACAGUGUUCCACUCAGCCCGCUGGACGCCUUUGUUGUGCAGAAGAUUCUCGAAAAGGCCGAACCUUUUUCUUUAGAUCUGCAGAACACCGGAAUCCAGAUCUCGGGACUGAGGUCCCUCGUGAGUCUUGGCAUCUGCCGCACUUACAGGGCCUGCAUAGCUGAUGUCAUUGCCCUGUGGGAGCAGUUAGAGCAGAGCGGUGAAAGGGGGCUCCUAAAAGAGAUGGUGACUAAGUUCCAGGUCCACCCUCUAAAAGUCAUGCAAGUGUGUCAAAUAGACCACUUGGCAAAGCUGGUGAACGUCCAUCUGCACAGGAGGCUGUCAGACUGUCUCAGAGACCCUGAUCCCAUCUUGGAAGAGGGAGUCCCAGCCAUCACGGGGCUACACAAACUAGAGUUUGAGCUGGGUCCAGAGCGUUGGCCCCUGGCUGUCCCCAGGCUUUGGGAGUUUCUACCAGAUUUACGUGACCUCCAGCACCUGGAUUUAGAGGGCAACAGGAUCGGAGACGAAGGAGCUGAGCGGCUGGCUGAUACUUUUGCCUCCCUCUGCUUUCUAGAGAUACUCAAUCUGUCACAGAAUGAUAUAGGGGACAAGGGGGUGAGGAAACUGGUGACCACACUGAAGGAUCUACCCAAACUGCACUGUUUAAUCCUCUACAGCAAUGUGAUUUCUGACAGAGGAGCCUGCAGCUUAUCCGUUGUCCUCCCUGACAUGACUUCACUGACGGACCUCGACGUGAAGUAUAACAAGCUGUCAGACGUCGGCGCAGAGCGCUUGGCAGCAAGCCUGAGGGACUGUAAACAAAUGAAGGCGUUAAGGAUGUGGAACCAGUGCAUUCCAUCUGGAGUAUUUGAGAGACUUAAGCAGCAGGACCCCAGGAUACGUUGGGAUUAAAGGGCGAUAGAACCUCAGGUCCAUGGACCACCCUCUGUGCACUCUUACAUUUGUCAUAAUAUAUAUAUAUACACAGUAUAUACAGUAUGUGUGCAGGCCACAUAGACCAUGAGAGGACAAAAGAGGGGAUGCUACUAAAAUUCCUCUGUGUUCCUUUAGAGCACCACAUAGCACGUGUACUGUACUUGGUCAAACCAGGUAGAAAUACAUUUGCACUAUUGUUUGACACUGGAGAAAUAAAGAACUGACCCGAAAGGACUAUACACUAUAUAAUACACUGCAAAUACUAUACCAUGUCUUCUCUUUUGUUGGACACUAUUGUUUUACUUGACUGUAAAUGUUUUAUAUUGUCAACAUAUCAUGUCUGUUUGUUUUUUUAUCAGUCUAUUAAAAACCUUUGACUUC
Dunckerocampus dactyliophorus (ringed pipefish) is the source of this 5579-nucleotide messenger RNA. It is a transcript of the gene ciita, whose product is annotated as class II, major histocompatibility complex, transactivator. NCBI's taxonomy places the organism in Eukaryota, Metazoa, Chordata, Actinopteri, Syngnathiformes, Syngnathidae. The coding region runs from base 1794 to 5174 and encodes 1126 amino acids. Gene Ontology annotation, molecular function: protein binding. Gene Ontology annotation, biological process: positive regulation of transcription by RNA polymerase II; positive regulation of MHC class I biosynthetic process; positive regulation of MHC class II biosynthetic process. The record is from RefSeq and is a predicted model, not a curated record. The transcript has 20 exons.